AUGUCGAUCUCUGGUGCAAUUGGCAACUACUUUGUCGAUUCACUUAUAAGUCAUGAAACCGAGGGAUCGCCUGCAACAAAGUUUGCUUCUGGGCAAUAUUUAGUCUCCAGACAGCCGCGAGUCCCCGAACAUCCCGAAUUUCCUGCUUGUAAUUUUCAGCCGAAAUCUCCCGUGUUCGGCACCUCCUGGGCCCCCGUGUACGGCCAGCCUUCUGCCAAUGUUUCCACUUUGUACCAUCCGUAUGUCCAGUCUCACCCCAUUCAGCCUGAUAGCAGGUACAUGCGGUCCUGGUUGGACCCGACCCCCAGGACUGUGUCCGGACCCGGAAUGCCUUCCAGCGGUCACGAUUCAUUGAAAGCAGAAACACCGGUGACUCAUGGCGGCGAAACCCUACCAGCAGCGCUUCAAAAAUUGCAUGGCGAAUAUUUGGAGAGCGAAACCAUUUGCUCCGGGAAAGCGCCGUGCUACGAAGACAGCAUGUGUGAAGAGAAAGGAGACAAAGAGACAUCAGAACAAAGCAAUCCUUCUGCAAAUUGGUUGCAUGCCCGCUCUACGAGGAAGAAAAGAUGUCCUUACAGCAAAUAUCAGACCCUGGAGCUGGAAAAGGAAUUUCUGUUCAACAUGUACCUCACCAGGGACCGGAGGCACGAAGUAGCCCGUCUUCUUAACCUGACUGAAAGACAAGUCAAAAUCUGGUUUCAAAACAGGAGGAUGAAGAUGAAAAGACUCAGUAAGGAGCAUGUAAAAGAGUUCGAGUGA
Molecule: messenger RNA, 759 nt
Organism: Hemiscyllium ocellatum (epaulette shark)
Lineage: Eukaryota; Metazoa; Chordata; Chondrichthyes; Orectolobiformes; Hemiscylliidae
Gene: hoxb9a
Product: homeobox B9a
Exons: 2
Coding region: 1-759 (252 amino acids)
Biological process (GO): proximal/distal pattern formation; anterior/posterior pattern specification; DNA-templated transcription
Cellular component (GO): nucleus
Molecular function (GO): DNA-binding transcription factor activity, RNA polymerase II-specific; RNA polymerase II cis-regulatory region sequence-specific DNA binding
Source: RefSeq, a predicted model, not a curated record